UCCAUACAAACGCCUUACCACUUACUCGCUCACUGCCUCAGUGCCUUCGACAACUAAGCCUACCGGUUGCCAACAUGUCGGUCGUGACGCCCCAUUCGGGUCAGGGGGGGCAAUCUGGCAACGCCGUGGACAGGUGGAUGAGCUUGGGCGGGGAGAUUUUGAUCACCGGCACAUGCACCGUGAGCAUUCAACAAUGCCACAUCGACUUUGACGAAUAUGGGAUAGCCAUGGGCUACUUGCAGGAGCAUCUCACUAGCCUGGGGAUAAGCACGCAGUACGACGUCGCUUGCAACAAAGGAAAGCCGUGCCUUCGGGAUGGUGACUGGUGCUCAUGGCGCAGCCACCCACCGCAGAAUGCCGAUUGUCAGACAGAUAAGAAGGAGCUGCUUCUCCAUGUGAUCGAGAAGACCCCCGGCGGCGACGGCACUGUUGUUACCGGGAACGUGCACGGCGUCCCGGUCACCGCGAAGAAGUUAGGUGAGGGGGACUGGGUCUACAACAUUGGAAAGACAGCCUAUCCGGUGGACCUUGACUGCAUUCGCACGCCUUAGGACUCCUACAUGUAUGGUGGCUCCAGUUGCCACCGGGUCCAGAGGCUGUGCUGCGUCCGAUUGCUCACCUAGUCCGCGGGACCUAGUCAAUGCCGCAGCCCUACAGGCAUUUCCCGGUUACCAGGCAGCGGAUUUCUAGAGCCUGGAGAGAAUUGAAGUCUACGGUGCUACGCUUUUACUUAUCGGGCUUGAAACUGUUUGAGUGGGCGAACAUUGGCAAAUACGACAGUCGUUUCUAUGGAACUUCAGAACAGUGAAACAUCGUACCCUGAGAUGAGGUAUCACGGGGCAAAAUACAGAUUAAGAGGGAG
Molecule: messenger RNA, 862 nt
Organism: Purpureocillium takamizusanense
Lineage: Eukaryota; Fungi; Ascomycota; Sordariomycetes; Hypocreales; Ophiocordycipitaceae
Exons: 3
Coding region: 75-551 (158 amino acids)
Source: RefSeq, a predicted model, not a curated record